Molecule: messenger RNA, 2540 nt
Organism: Onychomys torridus (southern grasshopper mouse)
Lineage: Eukaryota; Metazoa; Chordata; Mammalia; Rodentia; Cricetidae
Product: male-specific lethal 3 homolog
Exons: 2
Coding region: 833-1948 (371 amino acids)
Biological process (GO): chromatin organization; regulation of DNA-templated transcription
Cellular component (GO): MSL complex; nucleus; NuA4 histone acetyltransferase complex
Source: RefSeq, a predicted model, not a curated record
UUCUGAGGCUCCUGCUGCCCUCCAGCCUGCCAGAAGAGGGCUCAGUGGCUCCUCUGCCCCUGACGUUUGAGCCCCCUGGUCAGAAAGCGCCCUGGGUCAACUGGGGGUGACAACACUCGCCCACUCCCGACGUAAUUCUGUUUUAGAAAAUAAUAACGCACAGUAUCCUUCUACUGAAAACAGAAUCCGCUCUUUCCCUUGGUUGUCUGGCCCUUCGGGGAGGGCUGGGCGAACCAGUCCUGGAGCCAUUUCCUCCAAACUGGAACAUUCCCUCCUGGAGGGAGGAGGAAGGAGGGAGGCGCUUAGAGGUUCAGGAAGUGAACCGGACAAAUCCGGCGAAAACUGAAACAGGAUUCCCAAGGUCCCCCCCCCCCCCACCUCCGCGUUGUAAAAGCCGUCGACCUCCGGAGUGAGAAGUUCGGGACUGCCUUUGGCCAGGAGUCCUGCGGGGAGCAGCCGAGGCGCAGCUUUGCGGAAUCCUCACCCAAGCCGAGAGAUUGGUCCUUCAGGAAAAACGAACUGAAUUCCCAUUCUACCCAGAAAGUGCCGCGCUUCCUGCUUGACCCCCGCCCGGGCGCCCGCGCUGCGCAGCGCCAAGAACGUCGUGUUGGUUGCUGAGGUAGACAAAACUGGCACAAAGUUCCAGGCUCCGAUCGUUUUAAUGGCAGAGACAGGAGGUGGCAGCCUAAAACCCCGGGCUUCGCGGUACUGAUGAAGUCUCAGGUUACAGCGUGAACCAGCCAGAGAAGCAGCAGCCCGCCCGAGGAACCCAGGCAGGAGGGGGAGAGCGCUGCCGGUGGUCGGGGGCGACUGUCGGGAGCCGUGAAAAGGGAUGAGCACGCCCGGCUGUGCCCCCAGGGACGACGGUGAGGAGAAGGACGAGGACGUGAGUGAACACGGCGAUGUCGACCCGAAGCCCAAAGGCAAGAAAGAGCUGGAGCUGCACGCGAAAAGGGAACCGGACGAAAGGGCCGUCCGCAUCCCCAUCCCGGAAGUGCUCCAGCAGCGGCUGGCGGACGACUGCUACUACAUCAACCGCCGGCGGCGGCUGGUGCGGCUGCCGUGCCAGACCAACGUGGGGGCCAUCCUGGAGUGCUACGUGCGCCACUUCUCGGCCAGCGCGCUGGCCUCGGGGGACCGCCGGCCGCAGCCCCAGCGCGCGGCGCCCGAGAGGAGCGUGGGCCUCUGCCGGGAGAUGGCGGACGGGCUGCGCAUCACCUUCGACCACGCGCUCCCCUUGGUGCUGCUCUACCCCCAGGAACAGGCCCAGUAUGAAAUGGUGACUUCCUCCACCUUCUUCUUUCCCACCGAGGAGAAAGCCACCACCGAUCCGGGCAGGAGCCAGGACGGGCCCUGGCCUGGCCCAUCCACACCGCAGCAGCCCCCGGAGAGCCAGCCCGCCGCGGGGCCGGCCGCCCCCAAGAGGCGCAAAGCGGAGGCGGAAGCGCCGCGGGCUCCCAGGAGGUCCAUGCGACACACCACCCACUGGCAGUCUGAGGACCGGGCCUCGCCCCAGGCCAAGCGCAGUGUGCCCAAGCUGUUCCCGCACUUGCAAAAGACACCUGUGCAUGGCACAUCACCUUCCCCCAUUGCUCUGGCUCUGGGGACGGAGGGGAGUGCUAUGUUUGCUGGCUUUGAAGGGACAAGUGAGGAAAUAAAUGAGGUCCUCUCCUGGAAGCUUGUGCCUGACAAUUACCCACCAGGACACCAGCCACCACCUCCCUCAUACAUUUAUGGCGCCCAGCAUUUACUGCGAUUGUUUGUAAAACUUCCAGAGAUUCUUGGGAAGAUGUCCUUCUCGGAGAAGAACCUGAAAGCGUUACUGAAGCACUUGGAUCUCUUUCUGAGGUUUUUAGCAGAAUACCAGGCUGAGUUCUUCCUGGAGUCGGCAUAUGUUUCCGCCUGUGAGGCGCACUACAGCAGCAAGAACCCCAGGACAAUCUGCUAAAGUUUUGAUGGCUCUGUAAACACAGCUGCUCCACCUGGCUCGGGGGUUUUCUGUUCUAGGGGGGCCCACCCUGGGGGAGGAAGGGCUCAGAGAGAGGGCAGGCUUGGGUAGUGGAGGUGUUCGCAUACUGUAGUUUUCUUGUUGUUAAGAAUGACUUCCUGAGCUGUGUGUGCUUGUCACAGGGAGGUAAAGUGGCUUCGUUAAUUAAAAAACAAACAAACAUGCUAUUGCACAGGCUGUGUGUGACAGCAAGAAGCAGCCACUGCUGUGUUCGAGGGGAACAUUCAUGAAAACAGACAUGGAUUCCGCUGUCAGCCAUCACAGUAGGUUGUUGUUGGCAAGAACCACACUGUGUAGAUAUUUCUUAGCAUUCAAGCGUUUUUGAAGACUUCUAAUGUGAAGAGACUAGAGAACUAGUUCGGCACAUUUGAGUUCAGCACAUGGACACAGGGUCCUCUCAGUGCUUUAGGGGAAAACCAACACUGAGGGCAAAAGAGAAUUCGCAACAUAAGAGUUUGUAACUGUUCCCUUUCUGUGAAAUGUUAUUCCUGGUGAUCUAAAUAAAGCUGGUUUUGUCCUGUUUGAAAUAGUG